UCACUGCACCACUAGCGAACAGACCUGAGUCCCGCGUUCAUACAUGAAAGGCGCACCAUCCAACACGUGCUUUGUUAACAGCUGUAACAUUGUCAUGCAGUAGGGGGGAACCCUGUUGUGAUUCAUAGCAUCGACCCUGUCCUCUUCACAUUCCAAGAUCUUACCAUCAGGUUUUCUUCGUGGAGCUACUAUAUUGAAGAUGGAGGCAUUUGGAUCCAACACCACCUGUCCAAAGCAGGCGCUACUCAGCUACGUCAAUAACAACGUGAUCGGAGGGGAGGCAUUAUUCCGUGGUCCAUUCGGACAGAGAAGGGUGAUAUAUUGCGAUUACACAGCUUCUGGAAGGCCUCUGCGGUGUAUUGAGAACUACAUCAGCGAGUACGUCUAUUCUAUGUAUGCCAACACCCACACCACAACUACAGUGACAUCGAAACAAACGACGCAGUUCAGGCACGAGGCCAGGGAAUUGAUUCGUAGCUGCGUCAAUGCCACCGAAGAUGACGCAGUGAUUUUCACUGGAAGCGGCUCUACCGGGGCCAUACACAAACUGCUUAACGUGAUGGAACUGCACGGAGAAAAAGCCGCAAGGACGAUGGUGCUGGUCGGUCCGUUUGAGCACCACUCCAACAUACUACCAUGGCGAGAGAGCGGAGCUAGGGUUGUGCGAAUCCAGCAGACGGCAAAUGGACUGGUAGACUUGGCUGAUUUGGAGUCUAAGCUCCAGACAUAUUGCCAGAAGUACGAUCUGAUACUGGGAUGUUUUUCAGCAGCCUCGAAUGUCACGGGUAUCAUUACCGACACCAAGCCGGUGGCGGCGCUCUUGCAUCAUUACGGGGCCUUGUCGUUCUGGGACUACGCUACCGCAGCUCCGUAUUUGGACAUCGAUAUGAAUCCCGAAGAUUGCCGGCCAGAUUGGGACUGUUCAAAGGAUGCCGUGUUCAUAUCUACCCACAAGUUUGUUGGAGGCGUUGGGACACCGGGUCUUUUAAUCGCCAAGAAGUGUCUGUUCGUUAACAAGGUACCACACGGCGCAGGCGGGGGUACGGUUGCAUAUGUGUCACGUGACAUGUACCACUAUCUUCGCGACAUUGAGGCCCGGGAGGAAGGCGGCACUCCGGCUAUCGUAGAAUCCAUCCGCGCAGGUUUGGCCUUCCAGAUUAAGCACGCUGUGGGUGUAGAUCACAUCGAAGAGCGGGAGGAGCAACUAGCAAGGUACGCUUUUGAGAAGUGGCAGUCGAACGAAAAUCUCUUGAUUCUUGGCAACAAGGAAGUAUCCCGUCUUCCCAUCUUCUCCUUCAUGAUCAGGCAUCAGGAAACUGGCAAACUCCUCCAUCACAAUUUUGUCUCCGUCCUCCUGAAUGAUCUCUUUGGCAUCCAGGCUCGGGGAGGAUGCGCAUGCGCAGGUCCUUACGCCCACGAUCUUCUUGGGAUUUCCGAAGACAGCGCUGUCAAGUUUUACGAACUCCUUCGUGAAGACAGGAGAAACAUGUGCAACGAGGAACCCGCAGAGGCGGUUAGGCCGGGAUUUGUUCGCAUCAAUCUCCCCUACUUCGCCACCGAAGAGACCAUCGAUUACGUAACAUCGGCAAUUGACAUGGUGGCUACUCAUGGCUGGAAACUUCUUCCACAGUACCGGUUCGACCUGAAGAGUGGUGCCUGGACCCACCGGGUCGGUGUCGGCAGGAAGGGUCCCGGACUAUCCAGCCUGUAUGACAUCAACUACGACCAUGGCUUCAUGGAGAUUGACUCAGACACCGAAGACCAGUGCCUGGGUCAGACCAGACUAGAACACUACCUGCAGGAGGCGCGGGUGCUAUUUGAUCAAGCUGUAGAGGAUAACUUGGUGUUAGACGCUCUGCAAGAUCCCGAAGUUCAACUCAGUGAGCCGUACCAAGACUUUCUGUGGUUUGUUCAGCCUCGUGAGGCGGCCGUCUGCCUUCAUGACGCUUGGUCGCAGACGCUCCAACAAGCUCUCAAGAGUGGCUACGUUUUCGUGAUCGAAGACGGCUGCUCCGAGGUGGAUUCUGAGGUCGUUAUCGACCGCUAUGGAGAUACGAUGGUAACGCCAUUGGACCAGGAAGAUGCGGCUACCGUACCGCACGCUACGCUGGAACUGUCCCACCACGGCUACGGUGAGAGCUUUACCGCUGACUUCGAAGACGUGGCGGUGGUACCGGGAGAUGAAGUUGAUACGUCAGACCCAUUUACUUACCACGGUGACAUGGAGAUGUACACGGGGACAGUGAGCUCCGCCUUCGAUUUCACCAAGCCUGGGCACGGUGUGAGUUACGGAGGAUUGGAUGGAGAAUUCGAGCCGGGUGAGAAGCCAAGAUCGAGGCAUCCUUCCCUCUGUCGUGCUUUCUCCAACGAAAGUGGCUACAGAAGCGACGAGGAAUUUACCUAUGCAGGCACGGUUUGACAUUGCUAGAUAUAAGAUUUGGUCGAAGUUACAGGGUACGUCUGAGCAGCACAAUGCACAUCUUCCCUUGAUUGAAAGAAAACAUUGCUACACGAGUCUCGCUCAAACUCUUGGACAGAGGGAAGUAUACAUGUAAAUUAAACUCCACUGAAGCUUGGUUUAAGGGGAAACUGUUAAACUGCACAUAUAUGUAUCUCUUUAUGUACAGAGGAUAUUAAGGCUGUAAUAAAUUGGAAUACUUCAUAUUUACUUAAGAUAUUUCUAACUUAUAUUUCCCUCAGUACUUCAUCAGUAAAUCCGUUCUGAUCCAGUGUCUUUGUGCUGUUUAUAUUACUGCUCUUGUACAUCAUUACUGAAGUAUCAAAAUGUCUUAAAGAAAAAAAAAAUCAAUUAACUUUAUUUUAGGAUGCUGACGCAUGCUUCAUAACACAGCUUAGUAUUCGUUCGAAGAAAGUUUGUCAGUGUUAAUUUUUGGUGAUGGGGUUCUAGUGAUCGGGACUUUUAUUUUGGUUUUGUCACUUCUUAGCCAGUGGAAUAGAAUCUACAAUUUUUCUUGCCACUCGAAUAGAGCAACAUAUGAUUUUAUCAACUGAACUCGUUGACCAGUAUCUUUCGCUGACUUUAAAUUAGUUUUGAAGUUUCGUCUAAUAUAUGUACAUUGGCAAUGAAAUUGCUACUUUUGACAAUUUAAUCUUGUAUUCUGUCUUAUUGCAUCAAAUGUACAAACAUGUAAUUAUAUAAAUUAAGAUGAAUUUAUUCCAAUGGUUGUAAUUGUAAAUUGGUAUUUUAUAUGUAACAUGUAUCCAGUCAAACAAUGUGAAUAAAACUAUGCGAAUAUCUCUCUGUACGGUAACAUUGAAUGUUUUAUACAUUAAAAAUAAUAGUUGAGUAUAAUUCUUUGAAUAAUUAUGUUUAUUAGCUUUUGACAAUAGAUGCAAGCAAUGAAUUAUUUUGGUUGAUCUUAAUUCUCAGCUUAAAAGAACUAAACAGUUAUCUAGUUAAAAGAAUAGUUAUAGGUAUGCAUCUUCGCUUUGACAUAGGAUUAAUUUCGAAUGAUGUUUUUGUUAUGUAGUAAUAUUUACCUACAAUUCCAGCAAUUCCUUGAAAUUUCUUGUUUGUCCGAAGUUGCCUAAUGACGUUGACACUAAGCUUAUCGUGUAUAUAAUAUAGCCAGAAACCACACAUGUUAUUACUAAAGGCUGUUGUACAUAAUUGUGGUGUAAGUUAACGAAUAUUUUGGUAUCUACUACGACUGUGUAAGGCGUUUGCCCCGAUUCAAAGUGAGACAUUUCUAAUAAAGAAGACAAUGAAACCAGAACCGUGAGCAUCA
This is a messenger RNA of Acanthaster planci (crown-of-thorns starfish), 3749 nucleotides long. RefSeq lists its product as uncharacterized. NCBI's taxonomy places the organism in Eukaryota, Metazoa, Echinodermata, Asteroidea, Valvatida, Acanthasteridae. The record is from RefSeq and is a predicted model, not a curated record.